Chelonoidis abingdonii (Abingdon island giant tortoise) is the source of this 2135-nucleotide messenger RNA. RefSeq names its product growth differentiation factor 11 (gene GDF11). Gene Ontology annotation, cellular component: extracellular region. Gene Ontology annotation, molecular function: cytokine activity; growth factor activity. Lineage: Eukaryota; Metazoa; Chordata; Testudines; Testudinidae. The record is from RefSeq and is a predicted model, not a curated record.
AUGUCGGUGCGCAGGUCCCCGCUCUUCCUGUGCGCCCUGGCGCUGGCCGUGGCGCUGGCCCCGGGGGAGGUGGUGGAGAAAGGGGCCGGCGGCGGGCAGCCCCCCCCGGGGCCCGAGACGGAGGAGCCGGGCUGCCCUGUCUGCCUGUGGCGGAAGCACAGCAAGGAGAUGCGGCUGGAGAGCAUCAAGUCGCAGAUCCUGAGCAAGCUGCGGCUCAAGGAGGCGCCCAACAUCACCCGGGAGGUGGUGAACCAGCUGCUGCCCAAGGCGCCCCCGCUGCAGCAGAUCCUGGAUUUGCAUGACUUCCAGGGCGACGCGUUCCCGCAGGACGAGUACCUGGAGGAGGACGAGUACCACGCCACCACCGAGACUGUCAUCAGCAUGGCCCAGCACACGGACCCGGUGGUGCAGAUAGAGGGGAACCCCCACUGCUGCUACUUCAACUUCAGCCCCAAGAUCAUGUUCACCAAGGUGGUGAAGGCCCAGCUGUGGGUGUACCUGCGGCCCGUGCAGCACACCUCCACCGUCUACUUGCAGAUCCUGCGCCUCAAGCCCGUCACCGAGGAGGGCAGCCGCCACAUCCGCAUCCGCUCCCUCAAGAUCGACCUCCACUCCCGCCUGGGCCACUGGCAGAGCAUCGACUUCAAGCACGUGCUGCAGAACUGGUUCAAGCAGCCGCAGAACAACUGGGGCAUCGAGAUCAACGCCUUCGACCCGAACGGCAACGACCUGGCCGUCACCUCCCUCGGCCCCGGAGCAGAAGGGCUGCAUCCCUUCAUGGAGCUCCGUGUGCUGGAAAACAACAAGCGCUCGCGGCGCAACCUGGGGCUGGACUGCGAUGAGCACUCCACCGAGUCCCGCUGCUGCCGCUACCCGCUGACUGUUGACUUUGAGGCCUUCGGCUGGGACUGGAUUAUUGCCCCUAAGCGGUACAAAGCCAACUACUGCUCGGGCCAGUGCGAGUACAUGUUCAUGCAGAAGUACCCGCACACCCACCUGGUGCAACAGGCCAACCCCCGGGGCUCAGCCGGGCCCUGCUGCACCCCCACCAAGAUGUCCCCCAUCAACAUGCUUUACUUCAAUGACAAACAGCAGAUUAUCUAUGGGAAGAUCCCGGGCAUGGUAGUCGACAGAUGCGGCUGCUCUUAAAACCCAGCCGGAGCUCCCCCAGCCCCGCUCCUGUGCUCCUGGCCAACCAGCAAGCGUCAUCUUUGCUUCCCCCCUUUUUUAUAGAUAUAAAAAGAACAAACAUUAAAAUUCUUUUGUGAAUGUCGGGGGAGGGGGGAGAGACAGAACCCCCCAAGAAAAACAAACCAAACCCAAACUCUCCCGCGCUUCGCCAUGCACUGUGCAAUAAGCAAACGUCCCCACAUGGGGGGGGCCAGCUGGGGUACCGCUUUCCUCCCAAGGCAAGUCUGCAAAGGCAUUAUUCCCUGCCCCCUCAACCCCACCCGGCCAUCGGCAGCACCAAGCAGCUGUGGCUCAGAGAGGUGUCUCUUACCGGGGUUUGGUUCUUGGAGGACUAGCCGGUCCCUGGGCGGCCUGGGAGCGAAAUGGUUAACGCUGAGAUGGCAGGACAGCGACUCUUCAACCGUUUACAAGCAGUGGAAGCUUUCUAUGUGUUUAAGUUAAAAACAAAAAAUCAGAACAAUUAUAUGGAGUUGGAGCACCCACAGAAACACACAGGAUAUUUUGUACGGAACGAGAGAAGAACCGAAGAACAAAGCGGCCUGGUAAAAAGGAAAGAUACCCUGGAUCACUGGCCUUUUCUUCCAGUGGUUUUGUUUCGGGGGGGACGGGAGAGGAGAUUUCAGCUGCCUGCCCUUUGAGAGAGAGAAUUCCCCUGGCAGGGCUCCCGGCCGCAGCCAGCAGCCAGCGUGUGCUGCGGAGAGCUAGGAGGGGACAUGGAGGGCUAGGGCUGCAUUGCUGAUGUUGGAAAGUCUGAUCCUGCUGGCCCAGCACAAGUUAAACUGCCUGAUCUGAUCCCACCGCCUGGCCCAGAGCAGGUGCCAUGAGCCCAGAUUAUGGUCAGGCUCCCUGAUCUCAUUGUUCCUUGUCAAUCUGCUCCAGAGCAAACUCACUCCAAUCCCAUCACCCCUUGUGCACCCCAAUGCCCUCAUCCCAUCACCCCUCAA